GUUAUUAGUCUGCCGCGUGGCAGCAGCUCGCUCCACGGCUUGGCAUUGGUAUGUCCACUGGGGAAUUGUACCACGCGACGAUUGACUAAGCUCGUUCAGUGUACAGAAUUCUGCGUAAACAUCGUUGUCGCGACCCCGCGACAGGACGGCUUGGCCAUGGCUAGCCCCUCCUCCUCCUCCUCAUCCAGCCGUCCGAUCCGACUCCAAUUCUAUUUUCAGGCCUGAGCAUCGCACCACCAGGCCAAGUGCUCUCUGGUCUAGGUCACAUCAAAGGACGAGGCCUCUUCGGUGCAACUUGAUGCCUGAGAAAGGGGCACCGGUGUUGGUUAUCCAUCCAGCCAACAGGUAAAGGCUGAGAAAUGAGAAAGAAAUGUGCACCAUCAUCGUUUUCAUAAAUCAGCCAUUUCCUGUCUGCCAUCUGCCACUCUGGAACAUAUCUUCAUUCCCAGCGGCUACUAAUAACCUGCACCACAUCUGCUAGUGCUGUAUCAUAUCUCCCACAGAACCUCCGCCAUCCCCCGCCAUUUUCGUCUACUACUACUCUCGCGCACCGCAGUAACCGCUCUAAGCGCCGCACUAAACGCCGCAGUUAAGCGCCGCGCUCACGGUGCAGUGAUUUGAGAAAACCCUGAGGCUCAGCACACUAAGCGCCGCACUAAGCGCCGCACUAAGCGCCGCACUAAGCGCCGCACUAGCGGCCGCUUGAAGCGCUUCCAGCCGAUCAUGAGCUCCGCGCUUUCCGCCGAUCCCGCAAAGGGGAAAGCGGUAGAGCAGUACUGGAACAUUCACGGGUCGCAUUCCGCCAUGGCGACCCGCGAGCCCGCAACUCGCGGCCUGAGCAAAGGCCACUCACAGAAGGAAGCUCAGGUUCGGGCUUGGGAAGAGCUCAGAGAGGAGGUGUCAGCUGAUGGAUUCCUCCAACGCCAGAAUCGACGGCAUCGAUCUCACCUCGCUCAUCGACGAUCUGGAGAUCGACGGUGACGAAGACGACGUCAGCGACAGUGAUUACGAGUUCGGUACAUCGUCGGCAGCGCGUGGGAAGGCCGAUCAGUCACGGGACUCCUUUGACUCGGCGCGCAGUGGCCAGAGUGACUCUAGGAACUCCUUACCGGGGAUGGUCUAUACUGCCGGAUAUGGCUCACCUUCGCUUCCUCACACCGCUCCAGCCUCGCCGUUUCAUAAUUGCCGUUCGAGCGGCAUUAUCGUCCCUUCUGCUUCCUCGGGUUCUAAGGCCUCAACUGCUUCUGCUGCUCCUCGUGCUGCUGCUGCGGCUGCUGCUGCUGGGGCUUCGCCAAUGCAGCAGAGAUUCACACCAGGAGCGAUCUUCAGUAGCCCACAGUACUUGCAUCAACCGAACCCUUCACCUGAAGGGCGUCUGUCGUGUCCGGAUCGUCCCCGCUUCCCAUGGCUUUCAUGCCGCGCCAUUCCAGCCUCAAUUCUCUAAACUCCCCUGCUGCCGCCCCUGCUUCUGCUGCCGCCGAUGCAGCUGGGACGGCCCAUCACGCCAGGAGCAACACGGGCAGCCCGAAAACAAUCUUCAGGUACAGCAUGCAGGGCGGACAGACACCGCCAGAUGGUGCUAUCCCCAAGCAAGGGAAAAACGGGCAGGAGACAAGCAGCACGGAGGGAGAGCAACGAACAUCACGGGGGGGUCAGAAGGAGCUGCAGUUGAUGAGAACUCCAAGAGGCGUGGAGGUGCCACGUGGGCAGCUGUAGGGCACUCUGCUGCUGCUGAGGGAAGGAAGACGCAUGUGAGGGUGAAGGCUGGAGCCAACCCUGCUGCUGUGGAGGCGUAUUUGAAGCUCAAGGCAGAGCGAGCAGGAAGAAGAUGAGGGUGAUGAUGCCGAGUAGUGGGUUUGUUUUGUCCAAUAAGCUAUGAUGUUAACAUUAAUCAUCUUGGCCACAGCUUCUAGUUUGUCAUGUACUGGUACCAUACCACUUACUGACAACCUGG
Molecule: messenger RNA, 1954 nt
Organism: Closterium sp. NIES-67
Lineage: Eukaryota; Viridiplantae; Streptophyta; Zygnematophyceae; Desmidiales; Closteriaceae
Source: the annotation of a GenBank genome assembly